Sycon ciliatum is the source of this 2669-nucleotide messenger RNA. RefSeq lists its product as uncharacterized. Bases 372 to 2669 code for a protein of 765 amino acids. Lineage: Eukaryota; Metazoa; Porifera; Calcarea; Leucosolenida; Sycettidae. The record is from RefSeq and is a predicted model, not a curated record. Gene Ontology annotation, molecular function: protein binding. The transcript is spliced from 20 exons.
UUGUUAUUCUCCACAUUGCAUGUCUCUUUGUCACUAAGUUUUCGAUAUGAACCAGGAAUCCAGUUCCCUCUUCGUAUAAAGAAAUAAUACUGGUACCAUGUCCUCGCGGAGAGAGGCCAGCAACUUUAGUACUCUCGAAAGGGGCAGAGACGCGCUCGUCGCAUAACGUCGGCGGAAUUGUCUUCAUCCGUUCCCGAAGGAACUUCCUCUUUAGUAUAAUGCUAGGUUGAGACUUCCCGUCGCUUCCCGAGUUGGCUUGGACGCGAGCCACUCUGAACAGGGACCACACUGUCUGUGCUUGCGGGGAGGUUCAGUCCGUUCCUUUGUGAACCCGGCGCUGAAAGGGUACCGCUGCGUAUGUGUGAGCAGGUAUGGGCAAUCACGCUGACUGGAGGUCCUGUGUGCGGGCGCACUUCUCGCUAGUACUGCUGCUGCUUCUAGCCCGGUCAUACGGCUCAAGUGCAGCACCAGUUGGGCAACCGUGUGACUUUGAAAAUGGUGACACGACUGGAACAUAUCACCUGAAUUGCACUGCCAAACUGAACAAAACUGUUAACAAUUUCGUGUUUCCCGCUGGGGAGGCAAGGAAAAUGACCAAACUAGACCUGAGUCGAGUGAAACUUGCGGACACACUGAUCAACUUGAGGGAUGAUGCUAUCUUCUAUUCGCUGACAGAUCUGGUAUUACGGCAUUGUGACCUGGCAAAUGUUUCUGGUCUGUUUCGCCAUAUGACAAAACUCACCUCACUAGAUUUGUCUUACAACCGGCUGAGGACACUGCCAACUGAUCUGCUUCCUGAACCCAGCUCUCUGAAAGUACUGGUAUUACGGCAAUGUGACCUGGCAGAUGUUUCUGGUCUGUUUCGCCGUAUGACAACACUGACUUCACUAGAUUUGUCUUACAACCGGCUGAGGACACUGCCACCUGAUCUGCUUCCUGAACCCAGCUCUCUGAAAGUACUGGUAUUACAGCAUUGUGACCUGGCAAAUGUUUCUGGUCUGUUUCGCAAUAUGACAAAACUCACUUCACUAGAUUUGUCUUACAACCUGCUGAGGGCACUGCCAGCUGAUCUGCUUCCUGAACCCAGCUCUCUGAAAGUACUGAAAUUAAAGUUUUGCUUACUGGACCACGUAGAUGGUACGUUUGCCCGUAUGACAAAUCUCAUCACGCUAGAUUUGUCUUUGAACUAUCUGACUUCUCUGCCACUUGAUCUGGUCCCUCGACCCGGCUCUCUGAAAGAACUGUACUUGGACUACGACUCUCUGAUAACAUUUCAUCCAUUGCAGUUCUCCAACAUGACGGGAUUAUCAAAGCUUGGAUUGAAGCACACCUUUAUCCCGUUACGUCCUGGAGUGUUCGACAACUUGGCAACACACUUCUCGCUUGGGCUGGAAGACAAUAAAUACACCUCGUUUCCCGAUCAUUUCUUUACCUACGGCCGUAACAUACAAGGCAAGAUAUACCUGAAGGGCAACCGGCUGAGCACGACUACAAACCUGUGCCAUGUGAUACGCGAUGGUGUACACCUGGACAUUGAGGCGUCAGCGAUGAAGUCAGUGAAUCAGAUCAACAGCUCAGGUAUAUGUCGGCAAAAUUGCGUCAACGAGCAAAGUCCUGCAUCGGCUGAGUGCAAUGCUACGUGUGAAGGUACACUCGUGGACUACGAGUGUGUAGAGUGCUUGGUUAGAGAUUAUUCUCCAGGAUAUUGCCCGACCCUAAACAUUUCUCAUGGGUUGGUGUCAUACUAUAAUUCGCGUCGCAUACAUACAUUAGUCAGGCUGUCUUGUGAUCUGGGAUACGAGAUGAAGAUGGUUAAGGACAUCAAGAAGGGGGUUGAUCGAGUGUUGGAUCACAUUGACUUCAUUUGCACACGCGAGAGCUGUGAGCAAGGCACAUGGAGCGAAGAGCCAGUCCUAUGUUUGCCUAUCGAAUACUACUGUGACAAUGUGGCCAUGAAGGGGGCUGCAACAACCACCACGACAAUCACACCACAGAUUGGAGGUGUCACAAGGGUAAACUGUGGAUACGGUUAUGACAUUCCGGACGCUUGGACUUGCAGCGCUUACGCUAUAAACCAAGGCGUAUACCGUGAAGCUGACCACCUUAAGGAAGGGAGGACGUGUCAAAAAUAUAUUCUAGCCACUAAUUACUGCCAUGUUCCAACCAUUUCCAAUGGACGAGCGACAGUAUACAAGAAAGGAGCUCAAGAAAUAGCACACGUAGAAUGCGAUCUUGGAUUCAGCAUAUUUGGCGAGUCUGACGGCUACUUGAUGUGCAGACCAUGGUUGCAGCGGCAAGGAAUAUGGGAAGGCCAGGGAGUGCGUGAUACACACAACUUUUCAUGCCAAAGUAACUUCGUCUGUACCCAUACCACAGUUCCUGGCACAUCUGGGAUAAAUGUCGUAGUCAAAGCUGUUUCAACCGCCGAGGUGUCUUUUGACGUCGCGAAAGCGAUGUGCGACAAUAAGAACAUGAAACUAUUGCCUCCUGAGCUCAGCUGGUGCGCAACAGGCAAUCCUUCUAGUCCCUAUUACAACUAUAACGCAUGGCUAGGAUUUGAAUUCAUACCGGAUAAAAGGAUUGUGUCCAACAUGGGGUGGAUUCCAUAUCCGAGUCCUCCGAGUGCCUUUCACGCUAUUUGCAUUGGAGGUAAGUGCAUUGGACACUGA